CACCGCCCAGCUUCCCGGUGUGGCCGGCUGCCGGGUCCGCCCCCGAGGACGUGGAGCGCCGCGGCGGCCGGUGAGGGACCCUCGGCCUGUGCCACGCAGAGCCCGAGUGUGUCAAGCUUGUCAAAGAUGAAAGUGACCUUAUCAGCUUUGGAUACCCCUGAGAGUUCCUUUACACCUUUGGUAGUCAUAGAACUUGCUCAGGAUGUCAAAGAAGAAACCAAAGAAUGGCUGAAAAACAGAAUUAUUGCUAAAAAGAAAGAUGGAGGUGCUCAGUUGUUGUUCAGGCCAUUGCUAAAUAAGUUUGAGAAAGAAACACUAGAAAACCAGAACCUGUACCUUGUUGGUGCCUCCAAGAUUCGGUUGUUGCUGGGGGCCGAAGCCGUGGGGCUGGUGAAAGAGUGCAAUGAUGAUGCCAUGAGAGCCUUCACGUAUGGAACGCGACACAACUUCAAAGGUUUUGAUGAUAACAAUGAUGAUUUCCUCACAAUGGCAGAAUGCCAGUUCAUCAUCAAGCAUGAACUUGAAAAUCUGAGAGCUAGAGAUGAAAAAAUGAUCCCUGGUUACCCCCAGGCGAAGUUGUAUCCCGGGAAAUCAUUGUUGAGAAGAUUACUCACCUCUGGCAUUGUGGUGCAGUUGUUUCCGCUGCACGACGAGGAAGCCCUGAAGAAGCUCGAGGACUCCUGGUACACCCGCUUUGCUUUGAAGUAUCAGCCCAUAGACAACAUUCGUGGCUACUUCGGAGAAACCAUCGCUCUUUACUUUGGGUUUUUGGAAUAUUUCACUUUUGCCUUAAUCCCCAUGGCCGUCAUUGGGCUGCCUUACUACCUGUUUGUGUGGGAAGACUAUGACAAGUAUGUGGUCUUUGCUUCCUUCAACCUGAUCUGGUCCACGGUGAUCCUGGAGGUGUGGAAGCGCGGCUGUGCCAACAUGACCUACAGGUGGGGGACUCUGGUCAUGAAGAGGCAGUUUGAGGAGCCCCGGCCAGGCUUCCACGGGGUCCUGGGGGUCAACUCGGUCACCGGCCGGGAGGAGCCUCUCUACUCCACCUACAAGAGACAAAUGCGUAUUUACCUAGUCUCCCUGCCCUUCGUGUGCGCCUGCCUCUACUUCUCCCUGUACGUCAUGAUGAUCUACUUCGACAUGGAGACCUGGGCCUUGGGGCUGCAUGAGAGCAGCGAGUCGGAGUGGACCAGCCUCUUGCUGUACGUGCCCAGCAUCAUCUACGCCAUCGUGAUUGAGAUCAUGAACCGCCUCUAUCGUUAUGCCGCCGAGUUUCUGACUUCCUGGGAGAACCACAGAUUGGAGUCUGCCUACCAGAAUCAUCUAGUUCUGAAGGUCUUAGUGUUCAACUUUCUAAAUUGCUUUGCUUCGCUCUUCUAUAUCGCCUUUGUCCUGAAGGAUAUGAAGCUUUUACGCCAAAGUUUGGCCACUCUCCUGAUUACCUCUCAGAUCCUUAACCAGAUUGUGGAAUCCCUUCUUCCUUACUGGCUGCAGAGGAAACACGGGGUGCAGCUCAAGAGGAAAGUGCAGGCGUUAAAGGCAGACAUUGACGCUCCCUUGUUUGAACAAGUCAUCCUGGAGAAAGAAAUGGGGACUUACCUGGGAACCUUCGAUGACUACCUGGAGUUAUUUCUGCAGUUUGGUUAUGUGAGUCUUUUCUCCUGUGUUUACCCGUUAGCAGCUGCCUUUGCUGUGUUGAAUAACUUCACUGAAAUCAAUUCAGAUGCCUUAAAGAUGUGCAGGGUCUUCAAACGUCCAUUCGCAGAACCUUCAGCCAAUAUCGGUGUGUGGCAGUUGGCUUUUGAGACAAUGAGUGUUAUAUCUGUGGUUACUAACUGUGCGCUGAUUGGAAUGUCACCACAAGUGAAUGCCCUCUUUCCCGAGUCAAAGGCAGACCUCAUUUUGAUCGUGGUAGCAGUGGAGCAUGCACUCCUGGCUUUGAAGUUUAUACUUGCGUUUGCCAUCCCUGACAAACCACGGCAUAUCCAGGUGAAACUGGCCAGAUUGGAAUUUGAGUCGUUGGAGGCACUUAAGCAGCAGCAGAUGAAGCUUGUGGCCGAGAACUUCAAGGAGGAGCCCAAGGAAGCCAGGCAGGAGACAACGACCUGAGCGCCAGCCGCCCUGCCCCUGCAGGUCCCUCCUGUGCCCCACACACUUUCCUCUGCACCGUGACCUCACAGAAGGUGACAGCCACUCCCGACCUCACCAUGGCCCUGCAACUGUGGCAGGGUGCUGCCUGUGCACCGUGCAUGUCAUAGAAGCCCAGGGGCGAAGGUGGGCUCCGCUGGGUCCUGCAGUUGAGUGAACUGAGGCGCCCCCACCCCACUGGCUCGCCCUCCCCCCCACUCCUGUUCUGUCAGCAAACUUACCCUGCACACGGUGGUCACUGAGCUAUUAAAGCCUGCACCUCUCUG
Molecule: messenger RNA, 2414 nt
Organism: Ochotona princeps (American pika)
Lineage: Eukaryota; Metazoa; Chordata; Mammalia; Lagomorpha; Ochotonidae
Gene: ANO10
Product: anoctamin 10
Exons: 13
Coding region: 127-2109 (660 amino acids)
Biological process (GO): chloride transmembrane transport
Cellular component (GO): plasma membrane
Molecular function (GO): chloride channel activity
Source: RefSeq, a predicted model, not a curated record